UUCACAGACCUGACGUGCACACGCACAGUGUCACCGCGGUGUUUUCGGUGGCUCCGAAUCUUUCUACAGCUAGUUCGUCCUUUAGCUGAAACGACAUGUAAUGGUUCACCCUUUUGUUUUGCUUUAGCGUUUAAAUUCUUUUCUGUAGCAGCACCGUCUGUAAUACUGACGCAAAGAUGACAUCUAAACUGAAAGUUGGUAAAGCUGGCUCCAAGAAUAAGGAGGAUGCACCCUAUGAGUUGGAGAGCCAGUUCAUUUUGAGGUUGCCUACGGAGUAUGCCUCUACAGUAAGGAGGAUUGCCCAGUCUGGCAGUAUGAACAUGAAAGACAGACUCACGAUCGAAUUGCAUCCGGAUGGUCGUCAUGGUAUUGUAAGAGUGGACCGUGUCCCUUUGGCCUGCAAAUUGGUGGAUCUUCCCUGCAUGAUUGAAUCUCUGAAAACAGUAGACAAAAAGACCUUUUACAAAACAGCUGAUGUCUGCCAGAUGCUGGUAUGUACACUAGAUGGAGACCUUUACCCUCCUUUAGAGGAACCCACAGGUACAGAUCCUAAAAGUAAGAAGAAGGACAAAGACAAGGACAAGAAAUUCGUUUGGAACCAUGGCAUCACCUGCCCUCUGAAGAAUACACGCAAGAGAAGAUUUCGGAAAACUGCGAAAAAGAAGUAUAUUGAAUCUCCUGAUGUGGAAAAGGAAGUGAAGAGAUUGCUGAGCACAGACGCUGAGGCUGUCAGUGUCCGAUGGGAAAUCAUUGCAGAGGAUGAGUCUAAGGAAGCAGACCAGCACGGCUCUCUGGCCAAUCUGGACUCCUCACCCGGCACUUCAGGACAUAAGAUGGGCCAUGGUCCUUCUGCCCAGCGUGAUGAACUGAGGGAGAUCUUCAAUGACAUAAGCAGCUCAAGUGAGGAUGAGGAGGACGAAGGAGACCGGCACGAGGAUGAGGAUCUGAAUAUCAUGGACACAGAGGAUGAUCUGGUCCGACAGCUCCAAGACAAACUCAAUGAAUCAGACUCAGCACAACAUGAGACCGACAGAAACAACCAAAUAGUCAUGGAAUACCAGGUGCAGAUUAACAGCGUCAAGGCUAAGCUGCAAGAGACACGCGCCCGCAAGAAACAGCAAGAAGAGCUCAUCAUGAAAGUAGAAAACCAGGCCCUCAAAAACCGCUUCCAAGCCUUGUUGGAUGAGAUUAUUCAGCAGGAGGAGCGAGAGAUGGAGCAGCUGGCCUCCCUGCAGGAGCAGCUGGACUCACUGAUCGAAAAGUGACCACCAGGGGGCAGUGUCCUGUCAUCUUCUGCACAGCAUAGGUGAAGAGGCAGAGGAGGGAGUCUUCAUUAAUUUCUUUGCUGUGUCAUUCCUUUAAGUUUUUCAUGUAGAUAAAAAAUAACCACAUUCAAUUUUGUGUAUUCAAAUUGUCUAUUAAUGUUUUUUAUUUGCUGGCAUACUUUGUUAGUAACUGUAUGAAUAAAACAUUUGCCCGCCUUUAA
Molecule: messenger RNA, 1486 nt
Organism: Sphaeramia orbicularis (orbiculate cardinalfish)
Lineage: Eukaryota; Metazoa; Chordata; Actinopteri; Kurtiformes; Apogonidae
Gene: taf7
Product: TAF7 RNA polymerase II, TATA box binding protein (TBP)-associated factor
Exons: 12
Coding region: 177-1265 (362 amino acids)
Biological process (GO): transcription initiation at RNA polymerase II promoter; RNA polymerase II preinitiation complex assembly
Cellular component (GO): transcription factor TFIID complex
Molecular function (GO): RNA polymerase II general transcription initiation factor activity
Source: RefSeq, a predicted model, not a curated record